Aspergillus pseudotamarii is the source of this 1476-nucleotide messenger RNA. RefSeq names its product RCC1 domain-containing protein. The record is from RefSeq and is a predicted model, not a curated record. The transcript has a single exon. The coding region runs from base 79 to 1194 and encodes 371 amino acids. NCBI's taxonomy places the organism in Eukaryota, Fungi, Ascomycota, Eurotiomycetes, Eurotiales, Aspergillaceae.
AGUACACCAACUAAACACAUAAACACAAUUCAACAUAAACUCAGCCCACCUCAGCGGCUCCCACAACCGUAUAAAUACAUGCCCCUCUACGCCUUUGGAUCCAAUGGAUCCGGCCAAUUAGGCAUCGGGCACGACGAAGACGUCUCACUCCCCACUGAAUGUUUAUUUGAAGGCUUAGAGCUAGAUAUUCUACAGUCAACUGAAGGCAAAUCAACCAAUUGCAUUCGCCGCAUAGCAGCAGGUGGCAACCACACCCUUCUUCUAUUCUCCGAUGGAGCCGUGUACGCAGCGGGGUGUAACGACGAUGGGAGAUGUGGCGUUGAGCCCGGGGAUUCUUUAAUGAGAUUCCGGAGGGUCGUUGCACGGGAUGAUGAUGAUGGGAGUGGGCAGUCUUGUGAGACGUUCAGGGACGUUUCGGCGUGUUGGGAGGGGACUUUCCUUGUUGCUGCUGAGGGAGAUAGGUUGUUUGUGCUUGGGUCUGGGGCGAAGGGGGAACUGGGGCUUGGGGAGGGGGUGGCACGGGCUACUAGGCCUGUGCUAGUUAAGGAUUUCCCGCCGUCUGGGACAGAGGUCGUGAGUGUUGCGAGUGGUAUGGGACAUACGGUUGUUGUGUUGUCAGAUGGAGAGGUGUAUGGGUGGGGUGCGGCGAGGAAGGGGCAGCUUGGGGAGGUGGCGAAGAGGAAAAAGAUUGUUUGGGAGCCGGUUAGGGUUGGGGGGGUGCCGUUUCGGGCGACGGGUGCUGUUUGUGGGCGCGAGUUUACGGUCGUUACGGGGGAUAGGACCAAGAGGGAGUUUGUGAUCUUGGGCUCCGCAGAUAAUAGGUGGAAUGUUUUGUCUGAUGUGCCUCCCGCUUUGGGGGCGUAUCGUGGUAUCUGGGCAAGUUGGCAUGGUGUCUAUGUACAGCAGGAUGGGGGUGUUUUGGCUUGGGGGCGGAAUGAUCGUGGUCAGCUUCCGCCAGUGGAUUUGCCGGCUGUGAGGGAGUUGGCGGUGGGAAGUGAGCAUGCUCUUGCUUUGCUUGAGGGUGGCACUGUUGUGGCAUUUGGUUGGGGGGAGCAUGGGAAUUGUGGGCCUGUUGCUGAUGAACAGGGGAAUGUGAAGGGGAAGUAUGCAGUGAUUCCCCUCCCUAUGGAAGCGGAGUCCCUUGUUGUUGGUGUUGGGGCCGGUUGUGCGACUAGCUGGGUUGUCAUGUCGUGACCUGCGCAUGGUCUCGCACGGAGGGGAAGUAGAUUUGUUUACUUGAUUUCGGGUACUGGAUGAUGGGCCAUGGCUGGCGACCUUCAUCCAGCCAAUAUGUUAUUGGAGCAAGAGUCUAAUUCCCUCAGUCGAAGAGACCAAGACCGUGAAGCUAUGGAAUGUCAGCGCGGUUCUUGUGGCGGAGCGGGAUUGUCUUACCUGUGAGAUACGUUGCGUCGGGGGGAUACCCAUAUCUUCAUCAUGGCUUGUGUCUUGGUGAGGCAUGCUGGGCUCAUUAUCUCG